CUCCGAGGGGGCGGGGCCGAGCGCAGCGGGCUCAGCAUGGCGGCGGGAGCGGCCGCCCGGCGGGACCCGGGACCCGGCGCCGCGGGGGAGAAGCAGAUCCUAUGCGUGGGGCUGGUGUGCCUGGACAUCAUCAGCGUGGUGCGGGCCUACCCCGCCGAGGACUCCGACACCAGGUGCGUGUCGCAGCGGUGGCAGCGGGGCGGGAACGCCUCCAACUCCUGCACGGUGCUGGCGCUGCUGGGAGCCCCCUGCGCCUUCAUGGGCUCGCUGGCCCCCGGGCAUGCAGCCGACUUCGUCCUGGCCGACCUGCGGCAUCACGGGGUGGACGUGAGCCACACGGUGUGGCAGCCCAUCGGCAGCAUGCCCACCUCCAUCGUCAUCGCCAGCUCCAGCCGCGGCACCCGCACCAUCCUGCACGCCCACGGGAACUUGCCCGACGUGACGGCCCGUGACUUCGAGCGGGUUGACCUCUCCCAGUACAAGUGGAUCCACUGGGAGGCCCGGAAUGCGGCGGAGCAGGCGGCGAUGAUACGGCGGGUGGAGCAGCACAACCAGGCCCGGCCGCCGGGUGAGCGGGUCGGCAUCUCGGUGGAGGUGGAGAAACCACGGGAGGAGCUGCUGCCGCUGAUGAGCCUGGGCCAUGUGGUGUUCAUCAGCAAGGAUGUGGCCCAGCACUUUGGGUACCAGUCGGCCCCUGAGGCGCUGCAGGGGCUGCGUGGCCGCGUGCAGCCGGGGGCGACACUGAUCUGUGCCUGGGCCGAGGCGGGGGCUGAUGCUAUGGGGCCCAACGGGGAGCUGGUGCACUCAGACGCCUUCCCCCCGGAGACCCUCAUGGACACACUGGGUGCCGGCGACACCUUCAAUGCCGCCGUCAUCUUCGCGCUCUCGGCAGGGAGGAGCCUGCAGGACGCCCUCACCUUCGGCUGCCAGAUCGCGGGCAGGAAAUGUGGGAUCCAGGGCUUCGACGGCAUCGUCUGAGCUGGGCGCCCUGUGCCAGGAGCCCCCCUGCCCCAGCCCUGGGGGACGCUGUCCCCCCCACUGCACCCAGCACCCCCCAACCCUGCUGCCAAUAAAGCCCCUCGCUGUGCCACCA
Phalacrocorax carbo (great cormorant) is the source of this 1093-nucleotide messenger RNA. The record is from RefSeq and is a predicted model, not a curated record. Lineage: Eukaryota; Metazoa; Chordata; Aves; Suliformes; Phalacrocoracidae.